GAACGCAGCGUGUGUAAACAAACAGAUCGGUCAGGUUUAGCGCGAUCAUGGUCAAGUGUGCGGUGAGAGCAUGUCCGAACCAAAGCUCUCCGAAUCCGAAAGAAAUCAUCAAGCGGCCCCGGAAGCGCUUCUUCAGGUUCCCGGCGGAGAAGAGCCGGGUGAGAGUGUGGCUGGCGGCGCUGCGGGAGCCGGAGGGUUAUUUCUCACCCGAGCACCAGCACAUCUGUGAGGAUCACUUUCUACCCCAGCACAUCACCCCUAACGGGAUCAGCCCCGAGGCCAUCCCCAUCAUGCCACCUCUGGAGGGUGCGCUGCUGGGUACAGGAGGGUGGAGCUCAGCUGAGGAGCCCGGUGAGGAGCCCUCAGACCCGGCUCAAGUGGUGACUGAAAUUCCUCCAGACAAUGCUGAGGAGGAGGAUGAUGAUGAUGAUGAUGAUGAAGAAGAUGAUAAUAAUGAGGAGGAUGAAGACGGUGAAGACUCUGACAACCCAGUGGAUGAACCAUCACAGACGGAUCAUCAUACAUGGAAGGAAGCUGACAAAGAAUGGCUAGACAGACUCCAGGAGAAUCUUAAAAACUCAAGAGGAAAAAAACGUCCAGGCACUACUCCCCGCUCGGAUGUAACACUAGGACAGCUAACCAAGCGCUUCAUAGAUCUGUUUCAGUCUGCUCCAGAGGGUAUUCUCGACCUUAACGAAGCUGCAAAAAUAUUAGGCACUCGCAAGAGGCGGGUCUAUGACAUUACCCACGUGCUCGACGCUAUUAAGCUCAUCACAAAGAAGUCCAAAAAUAAGGUCCAGUGGAUAGGCCCAACACCCAUAAACUACAACAAAGGCUACUCAGAAAAAAAGGUGAAGGUUGACCUGCUGAACCUGAAGACCAUGGAGGAAGCUCUGGACUGGCUAAUUAAAGACUGUGCUCAGCAGCUCUUCGACCUGACAGACCUCAAAAGUUAUGCUAACUCAGCAUAUGUGACAUAUGAUGAUAUAUGUGGAAUUUCAGCACUCCAGGACCAGACUGUAAUAAUAGUUAAGGCACCUGAGGAGACCAAGCUGGAGGUUCCUACACCAACUGAGGAGCGUAUUCAAAUCCACCUGAAGGCAUCUAAAGGUCAGAUCCAUGUACUGACGUGCGAGACAGAUGGACAAGGCAGCAGCACCCAGUCAGAAAAACAGAAAAAAGGACGUUUUCUUACGCUGGAGGAAAGCAGGAUAGAAACAUCACUUCUCAAAGAUGUUAGCUAGAGUCCGUCUGCUGUUCGCAGCGCAUGAGGUCCAGACUACUGACCUUGUGGAACAGGACUAUACGAAUGUUCGAUUACAGUGCUGCAGCUGUAAUGUGCAGGAUUUUAUAUGUGAACCUGCAGUUGUACAGAUGUUACAUAUGCUGUUAGUUAUUAGUAUUAUUUUUAUGAAUUAAUCAUGUCACUUUUUGGAAACGGCACAUUUUCUUUUUGUUGAUCGGCUUGUACAUACUGAAAAUAUACAAAAUGUGUAAAUAACAGUAGCUAGUUCUGUGUACAGUGUUAAUGAUGAUAAAAAUUCAUUAGAAAUUAUUUUUAUACAU
Molecule: messenger RNA, 1566 nt
Organism: Trichomycterus rosablanca
Lineage: Eukaryota; Metazoa; Chordata; Actinopteri; Siluriformes; Trichomycteridae
Gene: e2f6
Product: E2F transcription factor 6
Exons: 8
Coding region: 48-1244 (398 amino acids)
Biological process (GO): regulation of transcription by RNA polymerase II
Cellular component (GO): RNA polymerase II transcription regulator complex
Molecular function (GO): RNA polymerase II cis-regulatory region sequence-specific DNA binding; DNA-binding transcription factor activity, RNA polymerase II-specific; protein dimerization activity
Source: RefSeq, a predicted model, not a curated record